AUGCUGGUGAGAUGCAAGGGUUCUCGAAGACGACCGCGGGAUGAUGGCUAUAUGAUGCAGUGUAUCUCCUUUUAUGCACCGUUUCUUCUUCCCUCUUGUGCUGUCUUCCCUUCACCUUCUCUCUAUUCGUCUUCUCUUUGCUUCUUCUUCUGCUUCUUCUUCUUCUUCUUCUUCUUCUUCUCCGUGGGCCAAGCUUGA
This is a messenger RNA of Trichophyton benhamiae CBS 112371, 198 nucleotides long. RefSeq lists its product as uncharacterized. The transcript has a single exon. The record is from RefSeq and is a predicted model, not a curated record. The coding region runs from base 1 to 198 and encodes 65 amino acids. Lineage: Eukaryota; Fungi; Ascomycota; Eurotiomycetes; Onygenales; Arthrodermataceae.